Gregarina niphandrodes is the source of this 690-nucleotide messenger RNA. Its product is annotated as RNA-directed DNA polymerase. The coding region runs from base 1 to 690 and encodes 229 amino acids. The transcript is spliced from 2 exons. Lineage: Eukaryota; Apicomplexa; Conoidasida; Eugregarinorida; Gregarinidae. The record is from RefSeq and is a predicted model, not a curated record.
AUGGUACCGUUGUACCGUAUCGACACUGGUGAGGCUACUCCCAUAGUUGAGCCUCAUCGACAUUUCGCUCCGAAGACAUUAGAAGAACUGAAGCGUUUGACACGUGAGCUACUUGAGGCUGGGGCUAUUCGAAGAUCUACUUCGAAUUGGCUUUCACAACCAGUCAUAGUUGCAAAGAAAGAUGGUUCGAGUCGACUAUGUGUAGACUUUCGAUCAUUGAAUGCGGUUACGAAAUCAGACCCAUUUAAUGCUCCUGACGCUGCUGCCAUAAUCCGUCAACUCGGACACUCAAAAUUGUUCGUAGUGAUGGACCUGAAGAACUCCUUUAAUCAGAUGAAAAUUCAUCCUGAUGACAGGCACAAGACAGCUUUCUGGACUCCACUAGGUCAGAUGGAAUGGCAUGGCGCACAAAAGAUGAUAGUGCGUAUCAAGAAACAUUUCUACUGGCCGAAUCUAGCUAAAGAUUGUGUUGACUUUACUGCUGGUUGUUUAACCUGUCAACGUCGUAUGAAUGUUACCAAUCUAGUCGGGAAAGGAGUACUAUUAUCUACUGACUUUAAUGUAUUAGUAUCAAUCGAUGCUAUUGGUCCGUUUGCGUACAAGAAGAAGAUGUAUAAUCUUAUCACUAUGAUUGAUAAUUUGACGAAGUGGGUUGAGUAUGUGGAUAUGCCGUUUGGGUGUACCUCAUAA